This is a messenger RNA of Gregarina niphandrodes, 723 nucleotides long. RefSeq lists its product as hypothetical. The transcript is spliced from 2 exons. Lineage: Eukaryota; Apicomplexa; Conoidasida; Eugregarinorida; Gregarinidae. Bases 1 to 723 code for a protein of 240 amino acids. The record is from RefSeq and is a predicted model, not a curated record.
AUGAGACUUCAGACUUACCAGUUAAUUGGACUAUUUGCGGCAACUGCAGCCGGCAGCUGUCCCUAUGCUCCGGACCCGUCUACGGGCGUAUGCGGUGAAUGUCCGGAUGUGCGCGAUUCGCAAUGUGUGGUAAAUGGGAACUGGUAUAGUUGCUUCCAGGAUCUCGAGACCUGUUGUGACGACUGGUCCAUCCAGGGAUCCCUGGGCACGGAGCACUGCCUCGCCGCCUCCGGUGGCGCCAAAGUCAACUGCGACGACGUGGUAGCGCUCGAUGCUUCGCUCUCGAAUACUGACUGUCAAACGCAGUGCCAAAGCAUCCAAGGCGGCGGCGCCGACCCCAAGAACGACGCUUCCUUUGCCUCACGCUGUGGCGUAGAGACGCUCGAAGUCGCCAACGGGCAUACCACCAGCAGCGGCACUUGCUUCAACAACUGGAUUUACGGAUACUCCGAGCCCGAUAAUCUUGCCGGCUACGCCUUCCAGGACGACGUCAUUUCCGCCGCGCACUGCCAAAGCAUCUGCCAGGAAGAUGCCGAUUGCGUCCGCUUCUCAUACACCUCAACCAGCUUCGGACAAAGCAGCAGCUACGACCGGGUCGGCCGCUGCAUUCUCAAGAACGCCGACCAACGAUCAACGAGACUCCUGCGACCCCCACUCGGACGUCACAACUACCACGCCCAAGCCGACUACAACCACGCCCAAGCCGACCACAACCACGACUAA